Molecule: messenger RNA, 2477 nt
Organism: Antechinus flavipes (yellow-footed antechinus)
Lineage: Eukaryota; Metazoa; Chordata; Mammalia; Dasyuromorphia; Dasyuridae
Gene: BNIP1
Product: BCL2 interacting protein 1
Exons: 6
Coding region: 34-717 (227 amino acids)
Biological process (GO): retrograde vesicle-mediated transport, Golgi to endoplasmic reticulum
Cellular component (GO): SNARE complex; endoplasmic reticulum
Molecular function (GO): SNAP receptor activity
Source: RefSeq, a predicted model, not a curated record
GGUCUCUACGGAGGCCCGUAGUCGGUCUCCAAGAUGGCGACUACCCUGGAUGUCCACGUCCGGAUGUGUAACCAAGAGAUUGUCAUAUUCGACUUGGAAGUUAAAGCGUUUAUCCAGGAUAUUCGGGAUUGUUCGGGACCAUUGAGCACACUUACAGAACUGAAUGCCAAAGUAAAGGAGAAGUUUCACCAUUUACGCCUCAGAAUACAGGAACUUGAGCAGAUGGCUAAGGAACAGGAUAAAGAAUCUGAGAAACAAGUUUUGCUCCAGGAAGUUGAGAAUCACAAGAAGCAAAUGCUCAGCAAUCAGACUGCAUGGAGGAAAGCAAAUCUUGCUUGUAAAAUUGCAAUUGACAAUUUAGAAAAAGCAGAACUUCUUCAAGGAGGUGACAUGAGGCAAAGAAAAACUACUAAGGAGACCCUAGCACAGACUUCCAGUAGCAUCACAGAAAGCUUGAUGGGCAUUAGCAGAAUGAUGUCCCAGCAGGUUCGCCAGAGCGAGGAAGCCAUGCAGAUUUUAGCAAAUUCUUCUCGAACUAUCCUGGAUGCGAAUGAAGAAUUCAAGUCUAUGUCAGGAACUAUCCAGUUGGGACGAAAGCUCAUCACAAAAUACAAUCGCAGAGAACUGACAGACAAGCUGCUUAUUUUUCUUGCUCUAGCUCUUUUUCUGGCUACUGUACUUUAUAUCCUAAAGAAAAGGCUUUUUCCAUUUUUGUAAGAUUUAUAAGACCAUCUUUCUUUUUGACAACAAGUUAUGAACCUUUUAUUCCUUUGAGGUCAGCCAGUGCUGCCAGUUCAAAUACAAAGAUGUCAGUUUUAUUUAUUCAAAUUGUUCAGUGCCUCAAAUGGAAAUGCCCUAGGUUUUGCCAGAAUUCUUUCAUAAAGGGUAGAAAGAAGAUGUGAAAGGAAACAUUGGCUUGGGAAGCUUACAAAGAUUGUGAAAUUCUGAGAUCCCCAGAUUCAAAAUUUUCUGUGACUGAGCAGUUAUGAAUACCUCUGGGUCCGCUUUCAUUUAUUUGCUAGACACCUCUAUUUUCUUCCCUCCCACCUAGAAUGCCUUGAGUUCCAGAUUGAAGAGAAUUAAAAGGAAAGAAAGAUGGAAUGGGAAGAAAAAAUAUAGAUUUUUUUUCAUUACUACUUAAUAAAUUUGAUAGUAUUACUGGACUAAAAAGCAAUCUUGUAUAAAAUGUCACUAUGGAACUAUGCAAACUAUAUCUUUAUGCUUUUAGCUUCAUAAACUUUUAGAAAGAUUUCUCUUCAAAAUUGCCAUGAAGAGGGGUUUUCAAACCUAGAUUAGACCAGGAAUGUGCAGAACAGAUUAAGAGUCUGUCCCACUCUAUAAAGUCAAAAUCUGAAAGAUCCAAAACUAUUCAUCACCAAGGAGAGCAAGAUGGAGCUUGGAAACCAAAGAAUAUUUAAGUUCUUCCUGGUUUUGAGUUCCAUAAAAAGUCAGUGAAGUGGGAACUGGGUGAGAACACUCCUAAAGAUGACAAAAUCUUCCUGUCCUGCAGAUCUGACUGGCCUUUUGCUUGCUAGUUCUUUCGUCACCAGCUUUCCUGAUAAUUUAUAGCCUCAGGCUCAGGAGUGAGGCUGAAAGGAGCCUGCACACAUCCCCUCCACCCUGUUACUGCCAUCUCUAGGGCUGUCUGGCACCUCUAGCAUCUCAGAAAGUAAAAAUAGACAAGCAGGCUAGACCAAGGCAGCAAAAACACUAAGUUGGUGAAGUAAGUUAAAUGUAGCACAAUUUUAGCAUUAGUAGUUAUAAGGCUUUGAAGAAGCUACGAGAAAGUAAUAUAUCUGUAUUGUGAAAUGUUAAUAUAAAUGUAAGUCAUUAGUAUCAUCCUUGAAUCUAAUUAUCAAAACAUGUAGCUUCUUUGGUAAAGUCUGUAAAAUCAUUGAUAAAAUUUGCUUCUGGUUCCAUAAGCCACAUAGCAUCUAUUAUGAAGGUUACUAUGUCUCAGUCAGUAAUUCAUUAUUCAUUCAUUAUGUUUUAGUGAGAGAGAGGACAAUUUCUAGAGAAUGUUUACAUACAUAUAGGUAUAUACUGCUAACACACACACACACUUCCCCUCCCCUCCCUCUUUCUCUCCCUCUCUUUUUCUUGUCUCACUCAACUCUCAUAUAUACUCUCUGCCUUUCUGUCUCUCUCAAUAUUCACACAUUCUCUCUCUCUCCACCUGACAGCCUUGCUGUUUAAGCUCACAGAAAUGACUGUGCUCAAAAACAGGUUUCCUAAGGGUUGUCAAAAGGAAAAAGUUGUCCUAAAUCUUACAAAAAAUGGGAAAAAGCUAUAUGUGUAAAAUUACCUAGCAGACUGUAUGUGUGUGUGUGUGUACACACAUAUAUGUAUGUGUUUACACACAUGUAUAUAUUUAUACAUACCUUUCAUACUUGAUAGUAAAUGAUACAAUAUGUAUGCCUAUGUAUAUAAUAUGUAAUAUAUUCAGAUAUAUUUUCCAAUAAAAUCUUGUUUUCUCA